UGAGGUCCCCGAGUUUCCAGAAAGUCACGAAAACCAUAAUCAGGAAUGGACCUAUGCACUGCGCCAGAAACACGGCUUUGAUUUUGACUAACUCCAGUCGUGGGUCGACUCCAGACUUCGCGGACUUAGCGGCAUCAACCUGUGGACUUGCAAAGACUGCCGCUCGCUAGUCUUUAAAAUUGGGAGUGCACAGCUUAGAAGAACUUGACUGGAGAGAGUCCAUGAAUGGCACUCGAAAUGGAGAGUGGUGGCGAUGAAGACGUGAUGCUUCCAGGCUUCCGCUUCCAUCCCACCGACGAGGAGCUCCUCACUUUCUACUUGCACCGCAAGGUGGAGCACAAGCCCCUGGCGAUCGAGGUGAUCACGCAGCUCGACAUAUACAAGUUUGAUCCAUGGGAGCUCCCAGGUAAAGACCAUCCUCGGAUCUUGAUCGAAAGCUCUCGAUCACCGAGAUAUCAAUUGUGGAUUUCUUCGGUCUCGGCAGGAGCAUCAUCGACUGGUUGUGGAGAGCAAGCGUCCUACUUCUUUUGCCCGCGGGACCGGAAAUAUCGCAACAGCAGCAGGCCAAACCGGGUGACCUCGGGCGGAUUCUGGAAAGCCACGGGCACGGACCGGGUCGUGCACUCGGCCAAGCCGGGCCACAAGUGUAUCGGGCUCAAGAAAUCGCUGGUUUUCUACAAGGGACGAGCGGCCCGGCCUGUCAAGACGGACUGGAUGAUGCACGAGUUCCGGAUGCCGCAGCUGUCCAACAAGGAUAUCUUCCAGCCGCGAGGACCAGAGGAAUGCUGGACGGUAUGCAAAGUGUUUAGAAAGCUUGGGCCAGUGCACGGACCUCUCAAACGACGGGCGCUGGGAGAAUAGCGAAGAAAUGCCAAGUGAAUGUUUACUAUGUUUAUAAAUUAUGAAUAAUUAUAGGACUAAUACCAUGGUUAUUAAAACAAA
Molecule: messenger RNA, 942 nt
Organism: Selaginella moellendorffii
Lineage: Eukaryota; Viridiplantae; Streptophyta; Lycopodiopsida; Selaginellales; Selaginellaceae
Product: protein FEZ
Exons: 2
Coding region: 226-861 (211 amino acids)
Biological process (GO): regulation of DNA-templated transcription
Molecular function (GO): DNA binding
Source: RefSeq, a predicted model, not a curated record